Molecule: messenger RNA, 1360 nt
Organism: Xiphophorus maculatus (southern platyfish)
Lineage: Eukaryota; Metazoa; Chordata; Actinopteri; Cyprinodontiformes; Poeciliidae
Product: ephrin type-B receptor 5-like
Exons: 9
Coding region: 44-1360 (438 amino acids)
Biological process (GO): central nervous system projection neuron axonogenesis; axon guidance; protein phosphorylation
Cellular component (GO): neuron projection; membrane
Molecular function (GO): transmembrane-ephrin receptor activity; ATP binding; protein binding
Source: RefSeq, a predicted model, not a curated record
CUCUCCCUUCCUCUCUGUCUGUCAGUGUCAUUCUGGAGUGGAGAUGUGGAGUGUCUUUCUGUCUCUCUGCCUUUUUUUCCAGCCUAAUUCAGCUGAGGAAGUGAUGCUGCUGGACACAACAGAGACUACCUCAGAGCUGGGCUGGACCACCCAUCCAAAACUAUCUGGGUGGGACGAGGUCAGUGUCCUGGAUGACCGGGGGAAGCUCAUACGGACCUUUGAGGUCUGCAAUGUCAAUCAGAAUUCCCGUCAGCAGGACAGCUGGCUGGCAACACCUUUCCUCCUCCGUCAGUCGGCUCCGCGGAUGUUUGUGACGUUGCGCUUCUCUGUGCGCGACUGUGCCAGUCUGCGGACGCCGUCGCCCACCUGUCGGGAAACCCUCACCCUCUACUACAAGCAGGCCGACUCGCAGGCGGAGUUAAUGAAAACCUGGACCCCAGAGCCAUCUAGCAGUGAUAAAGAGUCGAGGGAGGGCUGGGUGAAGAUCGACACCAUUGCUGCUGAUAAGAGCUUCUCCAAAGUGGAGCCCAGUUCACCUCACCAGUACCAACCCAACCGCUACAGUCGCAUUAACGUUAAAACACGAAGCUUUGCUCCUCUCACACGUGGCGGGUUCGUCUUGGCAAUUGUGGACAGUGGAGCUUGCGUUUCCCUCAUGGGGGUGUCCAUCUUCUACCGGCGUUGUCCAGCCACAAGCCUCCACUUAGCGUCCUACCCGGCGACUCCCUCUGGUGCAGAGCCGACUGCUCUGGUUCCCGUGAUAGGGAGCUGCGUCCCCCACAGCAGAGCGCAGGGCGGGACGCCCCCUCGCAUGCACUGCAACGCUGAGGGCGAGUGGAUGGUCCCCGUCGGAGGAUGCGUCUGUGACAAAGGAUAUGAGCCAAACGUCAACGGAUCUGCCUGCUUGGCGCCACAGUGGCAGUUCUGUUCCCCCUCUCCCGACAUCUUCCCGUCAGAAACCCUCGGUCUGAGGAACAGUGGACAAAGGGAUGACGGAUGGGUGAAGGUCCCUGACAGGGAAGUACGGCAUGGAAGUGCCUGUGAAGCGUCUCUGAGGGGGAAGACCGGUCUGCUCUGUCAGAGGCACAGCAAACACAGCGCGAUCCCAGACUACAGCCGAGCGGCUGUGAGCGAGGGCUCCGGUAUGUGGGGUUUGUCAGACACAGUGAUAACCCUGGGUGGCCUGGGAAUGCUGCAGAGCAACCUGUACAGUAUUGAGCACUGUACCGCUUACUUGGCACUGUGGUUCUGUCGUUGCUCAGAGGGAGAGGCCAAAGUCAGGGGUCAUGCCAGCGUGCUGUCGCACGCCGAGGCAAAGCGGUUCCCCACCUUACUUCCUGCUGCCAGUGUGCGUCUGUAG